Panicum virgatum (switchgrass) is the source of this 1590-nucleotide messenger RNA. RefSeq lists its product as uncharacterized. Bases 119 to 1339 code for a protein of 406 amino acids. The record is from RefSeq and is a predicted model, not a curated record. NCBI's taxonomy places the organism in Eukaryota, Viridiplantae, Streptophyta, Magnoliopsida, Poales, Poaceae. The transcript has 2 exons.
CCGGCCGCAUCUUCCCUCUUCACUCUCUAUCCAUCCGUCAGCUCACUCGCCAGCGAAAUCCGAGCACCGCCUCCCCGCGCGCGCCUCUUCCCGGCCUCCCGGCGGCGCGGGCGACGCCAUGCCGCUUGCCCUCCCCUUCCUCCACCUCCCGCCCAACCCCGCCCCUUUCUAUCCCUCCCGGAUCCAGCGCACCCAACAGUCCCACCCUCACCUCUCCCUCCGCACCCGACGCCCCUCGGCGGCGGCGGCGGCGGCGGCGGCGGCCGAAGCAGGGAACCCGUCAGCAUCGGUGGACGUCGACGUCGAGAUGGUUCGCGGGCGGGACGGAGUGUGGACGGCGCGGUCCCCGACGGUGGUAGUCCUGUGGGACCUCGACAACAAGCCCCCGCGCGGGGCGCCGUUCCCGGCGGCCACGUCCCUCAUCGCCGCCGCCUCCCUCCUCGGCCGCGUCGUCUCCAUCUCCGCCUUCGCCAACCGCCACGCCUUCUCCCACCUUCCCGCCUGGGUCGCUGCCGAGCGCCGCGACCGCCGCGCCCUGGACCGCGCCGAGCGCGCGGGGCUCGCCGCACCUUCCGUGCCCUACUCGUGCCCCGUCUGCGGCCGCCGUUUCCCCACCCGCCCCGAUCUCACCCGCCACUUCCGGCAGCUCCACGAGCGGGAGCGCAACAAGAAGCUCUCUCGCCUCCGCUCCCUCAAGGGCAAGAAGCGGCAGAAAUUCCGCGAGCGGUUCAUCACCGGCAACACCAAGUACGAGGACGCCGCACGGGAGCUCCUCACCCCCAAGGUCGGAUACGGGCUCGCCUCCGAGCUCCGGCGCGCGGGCGUCCACGUCCGCACCGUCUCCGACAAGCCGCAGGCCGCGGACCACGCGCUCAAGCGCCAGGUGAAGCACUCCGUGGCUUAUGGCGUCGACUGGAUGGUGCUCGUCUCUGACGACUCUGACUUCACCGACACGGUGCGCAAUGCACACGCCGCCGACCUGAGGACCGUGGUGGUAGGGGACGCGUGCCGCGCGCUUGGCAAGGUUGCUGACAUUUGGUUGCCAUGGGAUAGAGUCGAGAAUGGUGAGGUUGAUGAGGAGAUGCUAAGGAGUUGUACACUUCCGGGUUAUGGAGAAGACCAGGAAGAUGACCGGGGUGAGGAGUUCAGAUUGGAUUGGGAUACCAGUGACUUGGAUGAUGUUAUUGAUGAUAUUGUUGGAAGAACCAGUUUGGUUGGGGCUACGACAAUAUCAGCGUUUGCCGACGAGGAUGUUACAGAUGGUAUAUUUGGAGUUGAAUUGAAUGGAGAUAGCAUGUUUUGGAGUAGUGACGACGAGGAAGAGGAUGGUUACUUGUGAGAUUCACAUGGGGAUUUACAGACUUUGACUUCCAUUGCAAGCACAAGCAGGGGCAGGAGCCAGUUUUCCACAAGGGACUCCAGUUAUAAAAUAUGUCUAGUGCAUUGACAUUUUAUCCUGUACUGUCUUGUGAUGUUUUUAAAUGCUGUACACGGCAUACACCUGGUCAGUCUACCAAGUCCCGUUAAGAGGAUUUUUGGUUCAUCUGCAUCCUUUGCUUUUAUUAAGGGCUUUCGCAAAGGUUGCAAACA